This is a messenger RNA of Vitrella brassicaformis, 2434 nucleotides long. The record is from the annotation of a GenBank genome assembly. NCBI's taxonomy places the organism in Eukaryota, Vitrellaceae.
AAUAAGAGGAAGUGACGGGUAGAAAUGUUCUCAUCGAUGGCCAUGGACGACGUACUUAUGGGUGUAGACAAAUAUGUACGUACGCACAUAGCAGGCUGAGGAAGGCCUCACUGAACACAUGGCACGACUCGGCAUAGCUGCAUACACUACAUGUGAUGCUCCCCUGACGGCGUGGCGAUGCUCGUGGCUGCAUCUCUGACACGCGCAGCUGCCUGCCUGCCUGCUUACCGAUCGACUGGCCAGCAUCAUCCUUCUCUGCAGGAACGUCCCCUCGACGUAGACAAAUACGUAGAGGGCAUACACACAUGGCCACUCAAGCUACAGAAAAACAUGCCUAUGAUCUCUUCUCUGUAGACGGUACUCCUGUCCCACCGACCGGUCAGCAGUCAGGAGAGCAUCCAGGUUAUCGCGGAUCUGCUCAAGUUGGAGGGGUGGUCAGUCAGUGAGUCACCCCUCCAGAUUGAGCAGCUGCGUGACGACCUGGAUGCUCUCCUCCUCCGCGUUGACGUCCCCCACAUAAAUCACUUUGCCCUUGCCCACCCUGGCGCACGCCACGCCCACCGGGCCCGGCUGUGCCGACUCAUCAGUCGACACAUACAUCCGAUGCGCCUCAGGGACGUCCCUGCACACAGUAGAGGGCACGCCAUGACACACACCGAGUUGCAGCCGCUUGACAGUGUGUGUGUGAAUGUGUGUGUGUGUGCGUACUUGAGUGAGCAGCAUUUGUUGUUGAUGGCUUGGAGGGAGCAUGACUGCGGUGCGUGGCUGGUCUUGUGGAAGGUGGUGCGCCCGUACGCAGUGAAUUUCCACGACAAGUCGCACCUGCACUCACGCACAUACGGCAACACACACAUGCGUCCGCAAACUGCGUGCAGGUGAUGGACUGGUGUGUCUUAUGUGUGUCUGACUUGCGCAGGAAGUCGUCAACGAACGGGACAGGUGCGCUCUGCGGCACCAGGACCGCCGUGGUGCCCUCGUCGGCCACUAUCGUGUGCAGACACUUGACCACUCCAUCCACCUGACGGCGGACCUACAUGCACAGGCAGACAGACAGGCAGACCGAGACAGUCAGACGUGCGCAUGGCACAUCACGUGUACCGCCCACAUUGGGAUCCUCCAGAUCAAGGCCGCAGAAAGGGUCGAACACCAUCGCCAGAACAACAGCAGACGGCUUCCUCCCUGCACACACACCGCACCACAUGCGCCUCUCUGUCUGUCUGUCUGCCUGUCUGCCUGUCUGUCUGUCUGUUCGGACCGCGGUGUGCGUGCGUACCCUGCUCUCCUCCUUCACGAUGGUCCAGCCCGGGGCGACUUUCUCAGCACUCUUCGAGAAGAAGAAGCUGGGCGAGGAGUCGACAACGAGCACAUCAGGAGUGCUCGAGGGAGUCGCGGUCUACGCCCUUCAUGGAGGAGAGCGAUUUCACGGAAUGUAGAGGCUGCGCGCUCGAGGGUGAAAUAAUAGGAAGUGACGGGUAGAAAUGUUACAUUCACAACUGAUGUUCUUGCUGUGCGCUGCAUGCGGUAUCCGGAUGCUUUCCUGACAUACUCACACACUCAUUUGCAGAAAUGUUGGAUCUCUGCAACACUCUGCAAAUGCCUCAAGAGAUCCAACAUUUCUGCAAAUGAGGCAGCCAGUAUGCCCGCACAAGCACCCCAGACACGCACACGUCAGUGAAGGAAACACCAUCUCUGCCUGGCUGGCUCCGUCAAGUAGGUCAUGGGUGCAAACGGCACCCACGCAUUCACUGCCGUAGUCCCUCUCUGACCAGCCAAGGGCCCCCCACCAAAUGAGCUACGCACCUACCAGUUCAGCUACACACACAGCUGUCGAGCUACCGACCAGUACAGCCACCUAAUCACAACACCAGAAAUACGAACUUCGGGUAAUGUGUGUGUGUAUGGCUAUGCGAAGCGCUGCACGCACACAAUGGAGAGAGUCAGCACAUUGCAAUGAAAGCACUACCAAAAAUAGGUCACACACGCAAUCCAGUCCAACCCGCACACACGGCAUCCAACACAUCGAUGUCGCCAUACACACACGCACACGCACACGCACACGCAUUUGUAGAGAGUGUCCUUCUAGCGAAUCCAUUCCCAACCAACCAGCCAGCCCGCCUGAUUAUCCACCGACACCCUCUUGAUCUCGUUCCCCGCCCCUAUCACACAUCGACACCUGAGAUUGCGCUGAGCCCAGCUGGCCAGAGAGUGAGUUGACCUCGGCGAGUGACGCCUGUCUGCCUGUCUGCCGACUGAAAACACACACCGGUCCACUUGGGACGGCGCGGGUGCCAUGACAACCUGAUGCAUAGAUAGAGCAUGAUUCACUCACAGUGUAGCCAUCGGGUGCAGUGUGUGUGUGUGCGUACCCUUCGCUCAACAAAGGGAUGGGAUGGACGCCAUCACUCACCAACCAACCACCAAACGAGAAAACACA